Cetraspora pellucida is the source of this 665-nucleotide messenger RNA. Lineage: Eukaryota; Fungi; Glomeromycota; Glomeromycetes; Diversisporales; Gigasporaceae. The record is from the annotation of a GenBank genome assembly.
UUCAGAAUGAAGAAAAAAUUAAUCAGCAGAAAAUUUACUGGCAGAACCAACUUAAUAAUUUGCUAGAUAGACAAAACCAAGUCAUUAACGACCCCUCUCAAAUUAAAAUUUUCCAACAAUCAUUAAAUCCCAAACAAUUUACGAAUGACGAAGACGGCGUUAUUCAAAAAGAAAUUUGGAGCAACCAGAAAAACCAGUCAUUAAUCGAAAACGCUUGUCAAGAACUGCAAAAAUAUUAUGAUGCUUUUCAAGAAUUAGACCAAAUUCUUACCAGCGAAGGUAAUGAUUAUGAAGAAUUAGAGGAUAUUAAGGGAAAAUUAAAGGAGUGGUUAGACAGCCCGUUUAUCACUAGAAAAAAUGCGGUAGCGAGUCGGAAUUCUCGUCUGGUUGACAAGAUUGCUGACAUAGAGAAGAAAAUAGAAUUUUUGCAACGAACCGCAGUGGAACCAACUAACCAAAGUUUUGCCAAAAAGUUAAAUAAUUUAGGGAUAAAGGCAAAAAAAAUCCGUCGGGGUGGUCCUAAACAAUCUAAACAAACUGUAAAAAUAAGAAAGAAAUUAAACAAACCGAACAACCACAAGGGAGAAAAAAAAUUAACUCCGAGUAUUAAAGUAGUUAGAGUGGCUGAACCAAAAAUCAUAAUAAAAGAAAAAGAACCGGACUGA